AAUAUUAGAAAAAAAAACAAGCAACAAAUUGAACAACAAAGGUUGAAUAAAUUUCCCAUAAAAUCCUAAUUUAUUCGAGAAUUCAGUAUCUUUUCUACAAAAUACAAGUUUUUUUUGUGUUACUGUUUCGGAAUAUCGUAUAGUUCAGUGAAUUGCCGCUGCGACUAUUGUUCAAAGGGGCAUGGUGCGGUGUCUAUGAAUGAAGACAGCUGUAGUCCAGUUUUUACGUUCGUUCGAAUAUUGAUUUUUCAAUUUAUGCUAGUUCCCAGAAUAAGUAACAACUGUUGAUAAUACAGUCAUUACGGCGAUCAAUCGUAAAUGGAAGCAGCUGGCAGGAGUUCCAUCAAGUGUCAGAUCGUUGAGCAGUCGACUCCAACGGGAUGCUCUAGAAGUGGGAGAGCCAGCAUGUUGUAGAGCCAUAAAAAAUAGCGAGAACACAUCAGCGGUUUCAUUUGCCAGGCUCUCGUGUUCUGGAGUAAACGCAUGAAGGAAGAAAACAUUCAUCAUUCUUCGUUAGUGAGGGCAGCAGCUGUGUCUUGCUUACUAUCAGAAGCAGCAGUUGAGUAUUGUGAUGUUAUCAACUGGAACACUAAAUCAAAGCUUUCGGCGUGUGCCCCUUUAUUCGAUAUAUGCAAGUGGUUCUUAAGAAGCGAAGUAAUUUGCUAGUGUUCGGGGAGAACAAUAAUAAGCGAGUGUGUGUUUAGAAGUUUAACGUUGAGUGUGCAUUUUUCGUGGAAUCGGUAUGGGAGGCUCGGUGAGUCAGGUGUUUCGAUCCGGAAGUGCCCUACUGUCCAAUCGUGAUGGACACAAAGUUUCGGAAGCGACCGUUGAUAAGGUGAACACAAUUUUCGAUGCGCUCAGGGCAAACCCAAAGAUUUCGAUUCAGCGAUUGGAGCCGCUUCUGUUGCAGAUACCGAAGUAUGAAAACAUCCUAGCAAUACACGAUGAAACAGGCUACAACCUUCUACAAAAAAGUGUAGGAUUAAACCACAUAGAAUUAGCCAGAUGGCUUUUACAGCGGCACCGCCCAGAUGUAAACAGAAGCUCCUGUUCGCUACCACUUCAUAUCGCUUGCCUUAAGGGUUACGAGGAAUGUGUAGAACUGCUACUAAAACAUGGAGCUAGGAUCGAUACUGAAGCGAGAAUGUGUUUCCCUGGUGCACACUCUCACAACUGUGAAGAGAGUGGAAAGUACAAAAAUCAAGGGGAUGACGUCGGUGUGUGCGAGAGGCCAAACACCAAAUUGCAAAAUGCGGUCUGUUACGCCAUCGACGGUGAUCAGAUCAACGUACUUAACAUCCUGGCCCAGAAAAUGGAGGAGCCGUGGAUGCCGUUCCGGAUACGAAAACCGCUGCUGCAUAUUGCGUGUGAACGGGGUGCCUGGAAGUGUGUCCAGCAUCUGGUCCAAACGAGGUCAGAUGAAAUUAAUCUCAUAAAAGAUGAAUACUACCCCAUACAUCAGGCUGUGCUACACGACGGACGCUUCCUGGAGCUACUAAUCCAGCAUGGUGCCAUUACAACUGUGCGAACAUGCACACAGCAGAUGACGCUGCUGCAUGUUGUUAUCCUAGCCGCUCGUAAAUCCGCCGAAGAUACCCUUAAUAUAAUCCGGAUACUGCUGGAACGUGGCUGUAAAGAACUUAUCAACAGUCCAGAUUCGCUUGGCAAUACACCGUUGCAUGCAAUUAUUGUACGCUAUGCACUAGAGGAGGCAAGGUACGGUUACGAUAAGUGGAACAAAUGGGAUGUGUUGCAUUUGGUGCGCUUCCUGUUGCAGAACGGUGCUAAAAGCUCAAUCAAUCAAACAGGGAACAGUGCGUUGGCCUGCGUCUUCCGCCACAUUAGAGACUGGGAAGUGUGUUAUGAGCUGUUGAACAUGCUGAUAAAGGAAGGAGGUGAUCCAAAUAUAGUGGGACGAGAUGGCUCAGUUCCAAUAAUGGUGUGCUUAGUGCCGCUGAUAAACAAGGACCCCCUACACCAUUUCACUCAUUCGAUGAAGGUUUGCUAUCUGAACUGCAUUCGGAUAUUGCUGCAGAAUGGUGCCAACCCGAACUGCUCGUACCGGUCGAAUCUGACACCGCUGCACGUACUAAUUUUCACCGUGUCGGAAAAUUUCACCCUUAACUGUGAUACGCAGAAACGCGCCAAUUUUGAUUUUAUCAAAAACAUUCUGAUCCUGCUGCUUCAGUACGGGUUAGACUGUAACAUCACUUCCCAGCACAUUCUGCAGUCGGUGAUCGAUAUGAUUGUUAAUGUUCGUACCUGUCCUGACAUACUGUGCGUUUAUGAGCUGCUGCUAGUUUUGAUUCAGUACGGUACUGAUCCGAACAUUACGCUAAGCAACAAACUGAUGAUGAGUGGCAGUAGUAGUUCGUCCAUAAAUUACGUAAACGAUUUCAUUAACUUCGGAGGUAUGCGGGCGGUUGGAACUGGUGAAGUCGCAGGCCCCAGUGGAGCGGCAACAACGGGUUCAUCAACGGCGAACGGAGCGGGAGCAACCAACAACGGUAGUGGUAGCGACAAUCUACGAAGUUCAUUCCGAAAUAACGCACGUAACUAUCUGCUGUUCUAUUACAUUAUGCUAAUCACGCGAAAAGAGUUCAUCUUACUCGAUCGUGAACAGACCUACCAACGUAUUAUACACUUGUUUUACUAUUCGAUGAAGCAUGAUACGCUAUUCAACUGCCUCAAAUCGCUGCACAAUCUGUUUAUAGCGCAGGUACCGAACAAAUCUAUCGAUAGUUUGAGGCAUCUGAUUAUAACGCUCUACAAGAAACCUCGCAGCUUGAAGCAACUGUGCAGGGUGUGUAUAUAUAAUAGUCUAAACAAGAAGCUGGCACCGAGCAUAAAUCGUCUAAAUCUUCCGCUUCCGUUGAAAGAGUACGUACUGAACUUCGAAGGGUAGACAGUUGCCUAUAUACAGCCCAUUCUCUCUCUAUGAAUAUAAAUGUCCGCGUUUUCAAUGUUAGGUAUUGUGUAAAUAGGCUAUAAUCGAUAAUGCUGGAACAGGAUACAGAAGCAUUAUAUCGAAAACAAGAGUGUUAACUGAGUACACAGAGAAUGUAGGAAAAUACCACAGAUGCAGCAAAUAUUUUGUCCUGUCUACUUCUUUCUUUUCACAUCAUUUUUCGCCACAAUUACGAAAAAUAAGGAAUAUAUUCGCUUUAUCUUACAGUCAACUCAACACAUGUUUACAUGACCACGCUGCUGUGUUUUAAAAUAUUUCGAAGAAAUACAAGUUGGAUAUAUGAGAGUAA
This is a messenger RNA of Topomyia yanbarensis, 3257 nucleotides long. RefSeq names its product ankyrin-3. Gene Ontology annotation, biological process: intracellular signal transduction. Gene Ontology annotation, molecular function: protein binding. The record is from RefSeq and is a predicted model, not a curated record. Lineage: Eukaryota; Metazoa; Arthropoda; Insecta; Diptera; Culicidae. The transcript has 9 exons. The coding region runs from base 743 to 2905 and encodes 720 amino acids.